Messenger RNA from Bombus terrestris (buff-tailed bumblebee), 2941 nucleotides. It is a transcript of the gene Klp68D, whose product is annotated as kinesin-like protein KIF3B. The coding region runs from base 376 to 2553 and encodes 725 amino acids. The transcript is spliced from 2 exons. Gene Ontology annotation, biological process: microtubule-based movement. Gene Ontology annotation, molecular function: microtubule motor activity; ATP binding; microtubule binding. Lineage: Eukaryota; Metazoa; Arthropoda; Insecta; Hymenoptera; Apidae. The record is from RefSeq and is a predicted model, not a curated record.
UGGAAACGAGUGAGGGAAGUUCAGUGCGCACGCUUGAUUGUAAUACGUUUUUCCUGUCAAAAUACGAUGCGGUUGUUUCUGCGUUUUAUCGCAAUGCAUCGUCAAUCGUUCUAAUGAUUCGCUCGAGCAUCGUGCUCUGAUUAAAGGAGGAACUCAGACCAACCCACGAAUUAGAACUGUUCGAACAAGUGGAAAUAAAAAGAGCGCGCGUUAGUGUAAAUCCUAGAAAGCAAAUAAUGGAUCAAUACUUUGCGGAUAAGGGUAACAUGCGGAUACGACGAAAAAUCGUCGUACCUUAAUAGUAACGUGUCUUGUACGUGCGUGCGCUUGUUGUCUUGAGAAACUUCAGAAGGUGAAGUCGUAUCAGCCGUCAACAUGGAUAAGUCGGACAACCAGCUGAAAACCUGGAAAAAGAAGAGCAUGAAGACGAGCGGCUCGGCGGACGUCGUGACCCAGCGCGUCCAGGUGGUCGUGCGUUGCAGACCGAUGGACGAGAAGGAGUUAGCCCGUGGUUAUACGCGUGUGGUCGACGUAUUCCCUUCGAGGGGAGUGGUCGAGAUUCGUCAUCCGCGGGACGAUCCUUCCACCGACAAUGUGAAAGUUUUCACGUUCGAUGCGGUCUAUGACUGGAAUUCCAGCCAACAAGACCUCUACGAGGAAACGGUCAGGCCACUGGUAUCUUCGGUUCUUGACGGUUUCAACGGUACCAUCUUCGCUUACGGCCAAACCGGAACAGGCAAAACGUACACCAUGGAGGGCCUGAAGAGCGAUCACGAGAGACGCGGUGUAAUUCCACGAUCGUUCGAGCAUAUUUUUAAUCACAUAGGCAGAUCAGAGAACAUGCAAUACCUGGUGAGAGCUAGUUACCUUGAAAUAUAUCAGGAAGAGAUUCGCGAUCUUUUGCAGCCCGAUCAGAGUCUCAGAUUCGAGUUGAAGGAGAAACCAGACACUGGUGUAUUCGUUAAAGACCUAUCCACGUCGGUGUGCAAGAGCGCCGUUGAAAUUCAGCAGUUGAUGAACACCGGAAAUCAGAAUAGAACCAUUGGCGCGACGAAUAUGAACGAACAUAGUUCUAGGUCGCACGCGAUAUUUUUGAUCACUAUUGAAAUGGGAUCGAUCGAUGAUAGCAGUGGGAUUAGGGUGGGUCGUUUGAACCUGGUAGAUCUGGCGGGCAGUGAAAGGCAAAGCAAGACUGGAGCCUCUGGCGAGAGACUCAAGGAAGCCAGUAAAAUCAAUUUGAGCUUAUCAGCACUAGGAAAUGUAAUUUCGGCCCUGGUAGACGGCAAGACAACGCACGUGCCGUAUAGAGAUUCCAAGUUAACGCGGCUGCUGCAGGACUCUUUAGGUGGUAACUCGAAGACCAUUAUGGUUGCAAACAUUGGGCCCGCUAGUUACAAUUACGACGAGUCUUUGACAACGUUACGGUACGCGAAUCGGGCGAAGAACAUUAAGAACAAACCAAAAAUAAACGAAGAUCCGAAGGACGCGCUAUUGAGACAGUAUCAGGAAGAGAUCGGUCGAUUGAAGGAGAAGCUGGCGCAAAAGGGCACUGUGCAAAGACGAAAGAAGAAGUCGAAGAGAAAGAAGGGAGACGAAGCCAUAGACUCAGAGUCGGAAGCGGAAGACAGUCGGGGAGAGGAUAAUAAAAUAGAGACGGAUAAGAAAUUAAUUGCGGAACAAUUGAAAGCCGAGAAGCAAGAGACCGAGGCACUGAUAAUGAGAAUAAAGGAUUUGGAAAGUAAGAUGCUUUGCGGUGGUAAGAAUAUCAUUGACCAUACCAACGAACAACAGAGAACGCUAGAACAGAAAGCCGCGGAAAUUGCCGAGAGAAAGAAACGAGAGGUCGAAAUGCAACAGAAACUGGAGGACGAAGAGCUAACUAUGCUAGGCGUGAAAGAAACUUAUUCGAACUUGCAACAAGAAGUGGAUGUGAAGUCGAGGAAGCUCAGGAAAUGUUUCAAUAAGUUGCAAGUUCUGAAGCAGGAACUCGAGGACGUCACUAACGACUUCAACAGAGACAGAAGAGACUUGGAACAAACUCAACACGAGCUAAUGAAGGAACUAAAACUAAAGUAUCUUAUAAUCGAGAAUUUCAUUCCCGACGAAGAGAAGAAUAAGAUCCUAUCGAGAAUUCACCUCGACGAAGAGGAAGACGGCUGGGUAGUAAAGGAAACAGAACCAUCCAGCGUAGACUUGAUAAGGAGACCCACGUCGAUUCCUGGUGCCCGUAGGCCAGUCUCCGAAUAUGCCCGAAUUGCUCUAGCCAUGGGAGGAGGUAGUCGUUAUGCGGGUGAAAAUAUAUUGAAUCUAGACCUAGAUAUGCCAGCUAGAACAACGUUAGACUAUCAAGGACCCGCUAUCGCACCUACGAUUCAAGCUGUUCUCGAAGAAGCGUUGCGAGACGAAGGAGACAUCGACGUCGAUGCGUCUAGUGCGAAACUUAGAUCGAAACCACGUUUACAAUCCGCGAAAGUACGACCUAAAAGCGUUGGAAAGAUCCCUCAAAUCCCAGCGCCGGUUUAUCCAAAGAUGAGAGGUCUUGUACCGAAGUAGACAAUUUUUUAAUACGUUCCGAUAAAGUCUGUAAAGAAACGUGUAAAUAUUGUACGAACCGCAUCGUGAGCUUUGAUUAAUAUAUAUAUAUAUAUAUAUGUAUAUAAUUAUAUAUAUUAAUAUAAUUAUAUAUAUAUAUAUAUAAUUAUACGAUUCGUUGUGAUACGACACAUGGUAGUCUGUGUGCAUCGAUAGGCACGAAAUAGCCGAAAUCUUUGUAACUCUCUAGUCAGUGUGCACUGUGCAGCCACAUGGUAUUAAUAUAUCGAUUAUUUCUGUGUCCAAGUCAGAUUCCUAUUCGUUUAUGAAGACUGGAAUGCGUAAUUUUUGUUUGCCUUUUUUGUAGUAUUUGUUAGAAUAGAAAUACGAAACAUAAGAAGAAAUAUAA